Messenger RNA from Neogale vison (American mink), 1767 nucleotides. Its product is annotated as cationic amino acid transporter 3-like. Gene Ontology annotation, cellular component: plasma membrane. The transcript has 2 exons. Bases 1 to 1767 code for a protein of 588 amino acids. Gene Ontology annotation, molecular function: amino acid transmembrane transporter activity. The record is from RefSeq and is a predicted model, not a curated record. Gene Ontology annotation, biological process: amino acid transport; transmembrane transport. NCBI's taxonomy places the organism in Eukaryota, Metazoa, Chordata, Mammalia, Carnivora, Mustelidae.
AUGCUGCGUCAGGCACUUAGCAAGUUUGGUCAAAAGCUGGUAUGCAGACGUCCACUGGAGGAAGAAGUGGAUGAGUUUAGAUCUGGCAUAAAACUGAGCACUCUGGAUUUAGUGGCCUUGGGUGUGGGCCGCACAGUGGGUGUAGGUGUGUACUUCCUGGCUAAUGAGGUGGCCAGUAACCAAGCAGGACCAUCCACUGUGAUCUGCUUUUUGGUGGCAGGUCUAACAUCACUGUUGGCUGGGUUGUGCUAUGCGGAAUUUAGUGCCCGGGUUCCCCAUUGUGGCUCAGCAUAUCUCUACAGCUACAUCACUGUAGGUGAACUCUGGGCUUUCAUCACUGGCUGGAACCUCAUCCUCUCCUUUGUUAUUGAUGCAUUUAUUAUGAUUCAGGCCUGGAUUGUAACUUUUAACACCAUCUUUGAAAACCGGAUCUCUGAGACCCAGCAUGAGAUCAUCUCACAGUAUGUUCCCCAAGUCAUUGCAGACAAUCUAGGCUACUUUUUUGUCGUCUUUUUGUUUCUCAGCAUGGAGCUGCAGCAUAUGGGUCGGCUUGGUUUCCUCAGAGUUUUUCAAGGGUUUACUUCGGUGAAGCUUUUGGUUCUCAGCUUUUUCAUCAUCUCUGGCUUCAUUAAGGGGGACCUACACAACUGGAAGCUCACAGAAGAGGACUACAUACAGGCCGGACUCAAUGGCACCUCUUACUUGGGCCCUCUGGGCUCUGGAGGAUUCAUGCCUUUUGGCUUCCAGGGGAUUCUCCGUGGAUCAGCUACCUGUUUCUAUGCAUUCAUAGGUUUCAGCGUUAUUGUUACCAGAGUCAAAGAAUCCCACAAUCUCCAGUGUUCCAUCCCCAUGGGCAUUGUGAUUUCACUGCUCAUCUGCUUUUUCGUGUAUUUUGGUGUCUCUGCAGCACUUACGCUCAUGGUUCCUUACUACCAACUUCAACCUGGGAGUACCUUGCCUGAGGCAUUUCUCCAUGUUGGCUGGGUCCCUGCCUACUAUGUUGUCGCUUUUGCAAUUUUCUGUAGUAUUUUUGUCAGCACGUACUGGGGCUUUACGUUACCCAUACGUUGGGUGAUAUCCAUGAUGGCAGAGGAUGGUGUCCUGUUCCCAGUCCUUACCAGGUUCGCUUUUGGCACAUAUGGCCGUAUCUUGUCCACUCUGAUCUUUGGCAUAAUCAUAGCAAUCAUGGUAUUCUUCUAUGGACUCACUGAUCUUCUGGACCUGAGAUCAAUUGGCACCCUGAUAUCUUACUCCUUGGUAGCUUUUUGUGUUCUCAUCAUCAGGUAUCAGCCUGAAAGGAGGAAGGAGGAAAAUGAAAAAGAGCUGCAGGAGGAGGAUGAGGGAAAUGAAGCACAGCUGACUUUACAGGGACUAUUUUUUCUGGGCAGCCCCACCCCCACUCCACUCUCUGGCCAGGUUGUCUAUGUUUGCUCCUCACUGCUUGUGCUGCUACUGACUCUCCUCUGCCUGGUGCUGGCCCACUGGCCAGGUCUGCUUUCUGGAGACCCAGGGCCGAUCACAGUGGUUGUGCUGCUCCUGGUGGUCAUCACUGGAAUCACUGGGGUCAUCUGGAGACAGCCUCAGAGCUCCACUCCCCUUCCCUUUAAGGUCCCUGCUCUGCCUCUCCUCCCACUCCUGAGCAUCUUUGUGAAUGUUUGCCUUAUGAUGCAGAUGUCAGCUGGCACCUGGCUGAAAUUUGGUGUCUGGAUGCUGAUUGGGUUUGCUCUCUACGUCUGCUCUGGGAUCCAGCAAAGCCUGGUAGCUUAA